GAAACUACCUCUAGCAUAUUAAGACAGACAUAGAGUAUGCACAGAAGAACAUCUAUUGCCUUGAAGGAAAUAAGAACUUAAGGACAGAUCUUCACUAUGAGGUCCAUUUUCUCCCUGCUCUUCUGCCUAUUGUUGGUGUCCAAUGGAUCCUCAGCAGUCAUCACAGGGGCCUGUAUGAUAGACGCUCAGUGUGGUGGAGGGAGUUGUUGUGCCGUUAGUCUGUGGAUCCGGAGCCUGCGUAUGUGUGCUCCCAUGGGACAGGAGGGGGACAUAUGUCACCCCAUGAGUCACAAGGUUCCAUACUUUGGCAAAAGAGUACAUCAUACCUGUCCUUGUCUGCCUUAUCUAGCAUGCAUUACAACAGCGGAGGGUAAAUCCAGAUGUCUUUCACCAUACCUGUACCAAGAUGUAUUAAUACCUCUGAGCAGAAUCAACUCUGCAGAUACAUUUUGA
Messenger RNA from Hypomesus transpacificus, 453 nucleotides. It is a transcript of the gene prok2, whose product is annotated as prokineticin 2. Bases 97 to 453 code for a protein of 118 amino acids. The record is from RefSeq and is a predicted model, not a curated record. The transcript has 3 exons. NCBI's taxonomy places the organism in Eukaryota, Metazoa, Chordata, Actinopteri, Osmeriformes, Osmeridae.